UCUCAAUCUCCAAUUUUCUCUAAUCAUCCAAUAUUCUCUUCAGAAAGCAUAGAUAUGGGGAGAUCUCCAUGUUGUGAUGCCAUAGGUUUGAAGAAAGGGCCAUGGACACCAGAGGAAGACAAGAAGCUCAUGGAGUACAUAAAGAACAAUAGCCAUGGAAGCUGGAGAAACCUUCCAAAGAAUGCUGGGCUAAACCGAUGCGGCAAGAGUUGCCGGCUUCGCUGGACUAACUAUCUCCGACCCGACAUCAAGCGAGGCAAGUUCACCGAAGAAGAAGAACGCCUCAUCAUCCAUCUACACUCCAUUUUGGGAAACAAGUGGUCUUCAAUUGCAAGUCAGUUGCCAGGAAGGACUGAUAAUGAAAUCAAGAACUAUUGGAACACUAAUAUAAAGAAGAAGCUCAUGGUUAUGGGAAUAGAUCCGGUAACUCAUCGCCGGAGAACCGAUCUUGAGUUGCUUUCGGGGUUGAACUUCAGCAACCUGAAUACUGUCAUGAAUCCUUUGGAUAUUAAUGCUUUGAGAGUUUUGCAAGCAGAUGCUGCACACUUAGCCAAGUUACAACUUGUUCAAAGUUUGAUGAUGAGUUUACUGGGAACAAGUGCCAUGCCUUCUCUUUAUAAUAUUAAUCCAAGUUCUUCUGGGAUUAAUGUUAAUAAUCUUCAAGGCCAUGAUCAGAAUGAUAGUUUGUUCAUCAAUUCCUUUGUGACACCAACUACUACUGUUAAUUCUACACCUUCUUUGGUCACAGCAACCUCUCCAGAGAUCACCAUUAAUGGGGACCAAGUGCAAGAGCCAAUUACCAACUCCAUUGAUCACAUGUCAACAAAUUCAUCAGCUUCUACUCCUUUUGAGUCUUGGGAUGGACUUAAUUAUCUUAAUGAUCUUGAUACUGAUUUUUCAUGGAAGGAUAUUUUAGACCAAAUAUCUUGGUCCAGUGAGUUGUAGAGAGUGAUCAUCAUCAAGGGAGGAAGGAGGAGG
Messenger RNA from Dioscorea cayenensis subsp. rotundata (Guinea yam), 978 nucleotides. RefSeq names its product transcription factor MYB93-like. Lineage: Eukaryota; Viridiplantae; Streptophyta; Magnoliopsida; Dioscoreales; Dioscoreaceae. The record is from RefSeq and is a predicted model, not a curated record. The transcript has 4 exons. Bases 55 to 945 code for a protein of 296 amino acids.